Molecule: messenger RNA, 863 nt
Organism: Exaiptasia diaphana
Lineage: Eukaryota; Metazoa; Cnidaria; Anthozoa; Actiniaria; Aiptasiidae
Exons: 1
Source: RefSeq, a predicted model, not a curated record
AUAUAUUUUUGUGACUUUAUUUCUCAAGGUGGAUGGCUUUUGAUCUCAAAUAUCAUCCUACCAAAUCCAGUCAGCAUUCCAUCACUGACUUUGCGAACAUCAUAUCGUGACAUUGCCAAUUACAAUAAUAACAAAACCGUCAUUUCAGCAACUGCAUUGAGACAACUUCGUCAGUACAUCAAUUUUACCCAGCUAAGAUUUCAAUGCCAUAGAGCAGUCCCCGGUCGCACUGUUAACGUGAUCACAGCAGCAAACUCCGAAGGCUACGAUGCUGUAGAUUUCUUCACUGGAGUUUCUAAUAUUCGYCCUCAGGCGUGUCAGUCAUACUACCGAGGGACCGGAGACAAUUCCCAGGUCGCCGGACAGUGUGCUCAGUGGGGUYAGGGGUCAGGAAAAUGGGGCAGUGGGGAAGUAGGUGGCAUAAAUGAAUGGCGGCUUAUUGACCAUCCACUUUAUGUGCAUGGAAUAUACCACUGGUUAGUAGCAACAUCACUCUCUCGAAUAGAAUGCGACAAUGCAUUUGAUAGUGCUUUGAAUCCUGGUGAUUACUGGAAGAUCUACGUGCGUUAGUUACGACUGGAUGUUUUUGAGAAAUAAAAACAGCGUUUCAGUGGUUGAUUGCUGAUAAUUAUCUUCAAAGGAUUUUGCACCGAAGUUGUCUCUUCGUUCAACCGUUACGAUGAAAUUACGUACGCCCCCUAGAAAAAGAUAAGUUGAACUCAAUAUUGCUAUAAACGUCACRCCACUCGAAUCUGACUCCAGGCCCACUUGUUUGUUCUCGUCACCAUGACGGCGUCACGCACAGGAAAAUGAAGGAAUCCAUUUCUUAAUCAUAAAAAGUAACUAUAGACAGGUAAAAUUGG